GUGACGUCCGAUUGUUAACUGUUCUGCCAAGAUAGCGGGACUAGGCCUACUUGAGCACAUUUCUUUGCGGCAUUUUUUAGCUUUCCAAGUGGUGCGUGAGCGUCUGGUAGGCUAGGCUGUAAGGUAGGUUAACAUAAAUGUAGGUAUAUUUUUAUUCUUUGUUACUAAUUUAUUAAAAGGUCUGUGCCACGGCCACAAUUGUUAAUCUGUAGUCUAUUUAGCCAUCUCAAAAUAUGUUUUCCCACAUUAGGCUUGCCUUCUGGGAGUCAGCAUUUUCUCUGCAUUUAGCCCACAAUGACAAUAUAGAUAAUCAGUAAUGCAAAUAUUUUAAAAUGUAAAUAAUCUUUAAUCCAGGUCAUUUAGUACACUGUUUAAAAGAAAAAAGAUUCUCUAGAUUUAGAGUCGAGGUCCAUCAUGACUACGGAGGUGAAUGGUGUGUGUGGCCAGGCACACUUUGUAGGGAAGCGGAAUGAUCUUGUCCAGGCGAAGCGUUCGGUCAGGACAGUGGACGGCAGAGAACUCAUCAUCAUAUACCACCCAGACACCUUCUACGCACUGGACCUCCACUGCUAUCAUGCGGGAAGCAAACUGGAGCUGGGCGACAUCGAGGAGAUUGACAAGAAGCUGUGCAUCAUUUGCCCCAAGCACAAGUACAAGAUCACACUGGCAGAGGGAGAGGGCCUCUACAGGGCUGCUGACCCACGCCAGGAGAAGCGUAUCUACAAGUGGUACUCCAAGGGCAUCAAGCAGAGGGUCCACAAAGUGACCGAGGAUGGCGGGGAUGUCUUUGUGACCCUGUCGGACACCACGUGCUAUAUCGAGUCUGACUACUAUUACACCGAAAAGGGCAGGAAGGAUAGGGAAUUGGUGGAUGACAACAAGGGGAUAGACACCAGUGAAGACGACGAGGACUGCUGAUGUCCAUGAGAGUGACCACUCUAGACAGAUCACCUUUCACCCAUGCAAGAGGCUCUUUUUUUGCCUCCAUAGACUCCAUAGUUCCUACAUAAAGCAGCAAGUGCACAUACUUGGGACUUCACACAGGAAUUACUAAUUGGUCAGGUCUAGCUCUUUUCAGGUUUACUAGAUUACUGCAUAGCACAGCCAUUCUUUACGGUGUAACAAAACUAUAUAACAUAUAGAACAUAUGUAGUCAUUCUCCUCUCAUAUGGCAUUGUAAUAAAAUACAUUUAAAAGUCCAGCAAUACUUUGUACAAAAAUAUUAGUUGAAACAAAUAAAGAGAAAUGCAUACAUUAGUCCAUUAGCAGCAUCUGGGAGAGAGGAAAUAAUUGAUUCUUUAUGCUUGUGGUGGAUCAAGGCAGGCUUUAGGGACUCAUGAAAUUAGCAUCGUAAAACCAUCCUCAUUCUUCUCAUUCUGAAAGCAAACCACUGUGUCUUCAGAAUAAUCACAAUGUAAUUAAUAAUGAUAAAGUUUAAUUACACCUGUAUAUUUUUCAGGAGAUUUACCGGUAAUUACAAAUGACAUUUUCCUUCUAAAAUGAAUUAAUGUUUUUAUUUACUUAAUUUUAAUACUGUGUAUAAAAACAACAAAUUCGGCCACGCUAGGCUUUGAAUUAAGAAGGUGAGGGAAAGGGUAUUCGUUAGAAGCUGCCAUGGCCCAUGAGCAUGAUUAUGCCCUCAUGUAGAUAGCCCUCUGUAGGCUAUUAUAAACAGACUUAUGAAAUGUUAAAAGAGACCCAGAAUCCCCUGGGUUUAUGUAAUUAUGAACAGUGCACAUAUUUGUCUGACAUAUUUCCCAUAGCUGGCUACUACGUCCAAUUAUCUCAGUGGAGUGGGCCUGGAAGAGAGCCUUGUAUUUUGCUGAUGUCAACGGAAAUAGUCAGUGAGUGCCAAUACAGUUGCUUUCCACUUGCAGUCUAGCACCAUGGGUAAACACAGUAAAAGUACAAGUCAACAUGGACUAACAUUACAGGAACAUUCCCUUUAUCACAAAAGUACCGGUACUUACAUUACAGGAACAUUCCUUUAUCAAAAAAGAAAGAAUAGGGCAGCUGGUUAAUAAUUAAUGUUAAUUUGCAUCAGUGGUUAAGAAGGUUUCUACAAAUUAAUUUGAAUCAUACCCUAGAGGACAGGCUCUAGACUCUCAAAGGGCAUGUUGACAUUUUAUUUGACGUCACGCUCAAACAACUCUAUGCUUCCUUCCCAGGAUGAGCUGGAUUAGGGCUGACGGCUCGUACAUGUUUUACCUGUUAAGGGGUUAGUUGGUGACGGCGGGCCGGCCGCGAUCCUCUCUAUUUCUGGCUCCUCUGCACCAUGGCGUCCCUCACCGCCACGCUCGGGUUCGAGGGCCAGAGCCGAGACGGAUUGCGUGCCAAUGGGGAGGGUCUCUGUGGUGACUGUGGCCCAGCAGUCCUGGCGUAGCUGGGUGGGCAGGCCUGCAGAGCGCGUCUGAUCCUCCGCCUUUCACUCUGCUGCAGAGGCAAAUGUCAGAUCAUUGCUUUGGUCACUGCCCUCACGCCCCCAUUGUAAUAUGCCUUAUGUCUGCCAUAUGCCUUAUGCCAGCAUGCCACCACAUGGCAGACAAUACUCCAGAAUAAAAAUUGGAAAAUACUUAA
Molecule: messenger RNA, 2577 nt
Organism: Alosa sapidissima (American shad)
Lineage: Eukaryota; Metazoa; Chordata; Actinopteri; Clupeiformes; Clupeidae
Gene: rfesd
Product: Rieske (Fe-S) domain containing
Exons: 3
Coding region: 415-918 (167 amino acids)
Molecular function (GO): 2 iron, 2 sulfur cluster binding
Source: RefSeq, a predicted model, not a curated record